CUCCCUCUCUGUCAUUCUCUCCGCCUCUCUGCCUCUCUCUACCCUGCUUCUGUUAUUUAUUUUUUUCCUCCUCCAGUUAGAUUCUCCCCCCUCCUCUCAGCAUCCUCGGCUGUAGGUUAGAGCCGCAGUAGCAGCAGCAGCAGCAUCCAUGGCUUAAGCCCUAGCUCUGAUCGGCAGCUAGCCCGGCCAGGCCCCUACCCCUCCUCUCUCCUCUUUUCUGUCUCUCUAUCUCUCUGUCUCUGUUUUUCUUCUCCCUUCUGGGAUAGUUGACAAGCAUCGUCUGGGAUCGUUUGAGGCUCUCACAGUUAGCCAGGGCGUUAGCCACAUGCACACGGCUGCUCUGCUGCCCAUCAAUUCUACUGUAUCUCUCUGGUAACCAGGGGCUUCUUUUCCUCUCCCCCUCCCACCACCUCCUGCUUUCAUUUCAGGCUCCUUGGAGAUAGAGGAAUGCAAAUCUGCAACCAUGAUGGAAGGAUUGAAAAAACGUACCAGGAAGGCCUUUGGGAUACGGAAGAAAGAGAAGGACAAUGACUCCACGGGGUCCCCAGACAGAGACGGGGGUGAACCCCAAGAGGUUGAAUCGGCUCAGAAGAAGACCAACGGGGCCCCUAAUGGCUUCUAUGAAGACAUCGACUGGGAGAGAUAUAAUUCCCCUGAGGUGGAUGAUGAGGGCUACAGCAUCCGACCAGAGGAGGAGUCAGAAGAGGGAGUGCCCAUCACCAAAAAGGCCCACUUCUUUUCCUCCGACGAGUCGGAAGGAGAGGAGGACCACAGGAAAAAAUUCAAAAUCAAGAUCAAGCCGCUGCCGGCCGAUCAAGUCGUGUCGGUGCCCUCGGUUGACGAACUCAAAGCCUCGAUAGGCAACAUAGCCCUUUCCCCGUCUCCUCUGAGACGUAGCCCGGGUUUAAAAAGGAACACAUCCAGUGAGGAAAUCGCCAGACCGAGGCGUCUCGUUCCAACUUUACCCACUGUGGCCCCGUCCCCAGCACCAGCUCCAGCACCACAACCCCCCAGAAGUCAACCAACACCCCCGGUCUCUGAAGACACCACAGCCUUAUUUGGGCCUCCUCUGGACACAUCCUUUGGAGAACCAAAAACUGAAGUGGUUGUGUCUGAGUCCGAUGCGUGGGGGGCUUCUCUGUCAGAGCCAGAAUCCUCUUUGUCAAGAUCCUUCCCCACAGGAACUCCUCCUCCUCUUCCACCUAAGAAUGUCCCAACAUCCCCACCGUCCACCAGCCCAACCUCUCCAGAUGAUGCUGAAGUGUCAACAGAAGCAGAGAGUUCUGCCAGGAAGCCUUCGAUAGCUGACCUAGACAACAUCUUUGGGCCUGAGCAGGCGCCCUCUGCUGGUGAAGACACGGCCGAGUCAUGGGUCUGCUUCAGUGAAGAAUCUGCCGCUCAGCCACCUCUACCAGAGGAACCAGCGCCGCCGCUGCCAGCCUCCCCGCCUCCACCUGAAUCUCCUGCCCCGCCUUUACCUGCGUCAUCAACUCCUCCAGAUGACCCCGCACCGCCUCUUCCUACCUCCCCUCCUCCAAAAGAAGAACCACUUCCCCCGCUACCAAUCUCCCCACCUCCAAGAGAGGAGCCUGUUGCACCUCCCAUCCGCUCAGGUCCUCCCACACCUGAGGACAAAAAUCCACCCAUAUUUGCCACUUCUCCACCCCCUGCACCACCAAAGGAUCUCGCCUCACCUCCGGCCUCCUCUCCCCCUUCUCUUGAGUCCCCUUCCAGCGUCCCACCAGCCCCAGCUCCCAAAGCAAGAACGCCUCCAGCAGUGACGCCUCCAGCAGUGACGCCUCCAGCAGUGACGCCUCCCGUCGAGGAACCUGCGACACGCCCCCUCCCGACACCGCUUGCCCAGCCUCAGGAGGAGCAGGCCAAGAACACAGACGCCACCAAAUCCAAAGAGGACGGAGGUGAAAGUCUCACCUCACCUGUCGAUGCUAACCAGGGUAGCCGGUGUACACCUCCACCACCUCCUCCCCCAACAUACCGGGCGGUGGUGUCGUCACCCGGUCCCACAGCUGGAGCUGGGGGCACAAAAAGUGGUUCAUCUUCUCCUAUCAGACCUUCCACUCCCUCUUCUGUAAACCAAACCCCACCACCUCCUCCACCUCGCCCACCUUCACGGCCCAAACUGCCUCCAGGGAAACCCACUGUAGGAGAUGCAAAUCGUCCAUUCAGUCCUCCAGUUCACUCUGCCAGCCCCCCUCCCAUCGCUCCGUUGGCGCGAGCCGAGAGCACCUCCUCCAUCUCCUCCACCAAUUCCAUGAGUGCCGCGACCACCCCGACCGUGGGCAAAGAGCUCUCCGUGUCCGUGUCAGAAGACGAUGCUUAUGUAGACAAACUGCCCACCUUUGGGAGACACUUUGAUUCAUUUGCAGAGAAUGACCAGCCAUCCCUUGUAUGGUUUGACAGAGGGAAGUUUUAUUUAACCUUUGAAGGCUGCUCCAGAGGGCCCAGUCCUCUCACCAUGGGGGCUCAGGACACUCUCCCCGUAGCCGCUGCGUUCACAGAGACGGUCAACGCCUUCUUUAAAGGAGCGGACCCCAGCAAGUGUGUUGUGAAGAUCAUAGGUGAGAUGGUUUUAUCGUUUCCGGCGGGAAUCACGCGGCACUUUGCCAAUAACCCGUCCCCUGCCACGCUAACCUUCAGCAUAACCAACUACAGCCGACUGGAGCAUGUGCUGCCUAACCCCCAGCUCCUCUGCUGCGACACCACCACGACAGCCAAGGCUGACUCUAAAGACUUCUGGGUGAACAUGCCAAACCUGAUAUCACAUCUAAAGAAGGUGGCAGAGCAGAAGCCACAGGCGACAUACUACAACGUGGACAUGCUCAAAUAUCAGGUUUCAGCGGAGGGGCUCCAGUCGAUUCCACUGAAUCUCGCCGUGAGCUGGAGAUGCGAGCCCACCAGCACCGACCUGAGGAUAGACUACAAAUACAACGGAGAGGCGAUGACGACACCGAUGGCGCUCAACAACGUCCAGUUCCUGGUCCCUGUCGAUGGAGGGGUUUCAAAGCUACAGGCAGUCUUACCUCCAGCUGCAUGGAAUGCAGAGCAUCAAAGAAUCCUCUGGAAGAUUCCAGAUAUCUCACAGAAGUCUGAAAAUGGAGGUGUGGGGUCGUUGUUAGCACGAUUCCAGCUAACAGAAGGCCCCAGUAAACCGGCUCCACUAGCCGUACAGUUCACCAGCGAGGGCAGCACGUUGUCAGGCUGUGACAUUGAACUGGCAGGACCAGGAUACCGCUUCUCCCUCGUCAAGAAGAGGUUUGCCGCAGGAAAAUACCUAGCAGACAAUUAACCGCUGCUGCUGAAAAGCUCACUGUUGAACAAAUCAAUGGCAGCGGACUGAGGAUGACCCCCGAGGACAGAGACACAAACCAACACCAGACAGACUUUCCAUUUGCCCCUCUCUGAACCCACACGGUCCACGACAGGAUCCCCAAGCCUACCCAGCAGUAUUGUAUAACUUGCAUAUAGCAUCGUGGAGCUGUCUUAGGUCACGUAAUUAUCGUAUUUGUAUUCAUUUCAUAACAUCCGUAUUGCUGCUGUCAGACACCUGGGUUCUUCCUCCCCUCUGAAGUCUGUGCCUCUGUCUCCAUCCUCCUUCUGGUCAAUGUGUGGUGGUGGUGUGUUUUAAAAAAAAAAAAGUUUCACUGCAGCUGCCUGACCAAAGACGUGGACUUAACGGUGUGUGGGACAGAUUUGAACUGUGGCUGUGACAAAAAACAAACAACAACCAUUGAAUAAGAUCUUAGUGGUCAGACACACAACCCAACGUGUCAUACAUCUAAAAGUUAGGCUAGUUAAAGGGCCGAGGACGAGACAUAGUACGUUUUCAACCUUCAUUAGCAGUUAAUACGGCUGUAUGAAUCAUCUUUCUGUCAGAGUCUGUCUCGCCCACGAGGCCGCCAGCGUGUGUACGCAGUAACUGAUGCAUUCUGACACAUUGUCACAAACAGCUAAAGUGAAAGAUGUUUUUAGUCUUUGCUCGUUAGCAAUCAGGAAAGAAGAACAGAAACUAAUAUCUACAUUACAGAACUAGAUUCUCAUGCAUCACCUACUGGUACUACAGGGUCACAUGACUUUGGAUCUCAUUGUUUUUUAAUAGAAAAUGCACUGAUCAGUCAAUCAAACUGUAAUCUUUUUUUGUUAUGUCAGGUUAUGCAGACGUGGGGGGGCAGGGCGGGGGGGGGGGGGGGGGGCGGGUUCUUAGCUAGUUAGGCAGCUGCAAUGAUCAAUCAAUGUACUGGUUGCAAAAGUAAGAAAAAAAAAGAGUUUUCCCGUCAGAACAAAAACAAAGUGUACAAAGUGUCAUUUAAAAUCAAUAAUAUAUAUCUUAAAGGGCGUUUGGUGUUUUUCCUCGUAUUGUCAGAUAGCCUUUCUGUUGUUCCCGGGACAGCAGCGAUAGCCUCCAGAGUACAUGACAGCAUUCUAUUUUUAUUUAUUGAUGAUGAUGAUUUGUUGUAUAAAAUAUGUGAUUCUGUAUACGAAUAGAAUUUGAAUGGUAUCACACGACUCAGAACCCUUAAAGGUAUAAAUAUUUGAAUUCUCUCUCUCUCUUUUUUGUUAUCUGUGUAGUUGGGUAACCUGUGUACAGUAUGAGGUAUAAUUUUUUGAAUUGAUUUCAGAUAUAAUUUUUUAACUCAAGUGCAACAGAUAAGAUUUGAGCUCUAUAUAUGGGUGGGGGAGGGGUCAUUUAAAGAAAAAGAUGAAUAUCUUCCUGGAUGCUGUGUUAUGCUUUGUGAAAGCAGUGUUAAUGUAGAGUUAGUUCAACCAUGGGCAAGGUUCCACUUCAAAGUGUUAGAUUGACAUUUGGGGGAAAUGGACUUUUUCUUCUUUCUUUGGAUUCACAGAUGAUCAAUGUCACUCUUAAAUCCGUCUGCUAGGCAUCAGGCUACAGUUAGCUUAGCAUCAAGACUUAAAACAGCUAGUGUGGCUCUGUGGAAAUGUAAAGAUAUAGUCAACAGAGGAUAAACAAACUUCAUAGUGAUCUUUAUCGAUGCUGGCAGUGUGGAUCGAUUCGUCCUACUCUGGUCCAAACUUAGAUUGACAUUCAAAUUGAUCCGCAUGUUUAUGGAUAUCUUAACAUUUAAUAUUGGGCCGCCGCCAGAGAAAGUUUGUGUCCAGUGUUUUGGCCAUGUACCAAAUAUCUGCCAAUCAAAUAUGAAAUAAUAUAAGCCUGUGUGAGCUUUGUUCAGAGAUGCUAGUUCACAAAUGUCAGCAUGCUAACAUGCUAAGAUGUUGAACAUAGUCAACGCUAUAGCUGCUGAACAUUAGCUUGUUAGCAUUGUCACAGUGCGAUGGUUAGCACUAAGCUGCGCCCGGGUUCAGCCUCAAAGAGUCAGUAUUGUUUACGUUGAACAGCGCCCCCCAGUGGUCAGUCUUUAUGCUAAGCUAACGGACAUGAAGGUGGCAUCAAUCUUCUGAUUCUUAGAGAGAAAAUGAGUCAGUCCAUUUUUCCUGAAUUGUUGAUCUUUUCUUUUAAUAAAGGUCAAAAACAAAGACGACGGGAGCAAACAGUUUUCUCUGAGCUUGGUACCACUGACUGCUGGAACCAGAUGUUUGGUGUAUUGUUUUUUUUUAUAUAUUCAAACUUCAUUGUGAUAAAAACAGGAAGAAAAGACAGUUGUAUUAAUCCAGCACUCUCAGUUCCCACAUCUACAUAUUAAGUCCUGACCUAUUUUCUUACCUGUUCUCCUUCCUCACCUCAGUGGUACCUAAACCCCCCUGACUAUAUCACGAUAACACCCCCCCCAAUCAUCCAACCAGUGCUUGAAUCCAUGGCUUUAUUUUGCAUAAUCGUAAUGGUCUCUGUGAGAUGACAUGAGUGUAAUGAGGUUGUGGAGCAAAGUUAAGUUGACCAAAAUGCUUCUUCUUCUUUUUGUAUUUUGUGUGUGUGUGUGUGUGUGAGUGUGUGAGUGUGUGUGUGUGUGUGUGUGUGUGUGUGUGUGUAUGUGUGUGUGUGUGUGUGUGUGUGUGUGUGUGUGUGUGUGUGUGUGUGUGUGUGUGUGUACCCCAGACAGUCAGUCCUCUGUUAAGGAGAAUAAGCUGAAUAUUUUUAAAACAGAUAAAAGUGAAAAAAUAUUAUAUUGUUUAAUGUGUAAAAACACUGUGCUGAUGAUGUUGAACUUCCUGAACGCUCUGACACUCAACAUGAAGAACAAGAAGUGUGUGUGUGUGAUCUCCGUACUGUACUGUAUGUCAAAUAUUCUGCUAAAUGCAACCAAUCAUGGUCCUCCACAAGUAGGAAAAGAAACCCUUAGGCUGAAUUUAGAACAACAUGACAAUACUUCUAUUUAAUGAUAAAGUACUCUUGAUCAGACUUAGUUUUAAACAUGUGGCUCUUUGGCCAAUCACAGAUCAGAUAGUGAUGAUGAUUGGUGCCGUUUAGCUCGCACAUUAGUUUGAUAAAAAAAAAAAAAAAGAUUCUCAGUCAUGUUCGUCCUUCAUUCUGUCGACCUGACGGAUCGACAUGUCUGAGAAGUAGCUGUUACCUUCCUCGUGAACCUUUGAGCUAUCAGUGCAACAGUCACUACAGCAUUAUCUGCAGAGGCCCAACAUUCCCAUCAUGCAUCUGUUUUUAAAUGACCACUACAUCACGGAUAACGUGUCUCUCUAUUUGAAAGUCGUGUUAUAGUUCAGAACUCACUCUCAGUUCAUCAGUUCUCUGGUGAUUCUUUGCAGCUAAUCUAAAAACUGAUCAAAACUUGUACUUUCCAGAUCUUCAUCUCUGUAGUGAACUGGUCCUGCAGUAAUUCAUUAUUGCAUGCAGAGCAUGCAGUAAACAGUGGGGCAUCUGAUGAUGAUAGAUAGUACUGAAAUGACGUGUUGUGCUGAAUGUCAGUUACCUGUAUCGUUGUGGAGAAGAGAGCGGGGAGUGUGUCUAUGUGUGCUAUAAGCCAGAAUGCUUUUUGGUUCUGUACCGUUAACCUCAAACACAUGUGCAAGCAGUUUGUACAGAACAUAACAAAGCUAAGAUGAACUGAGAAACCUAGUUUGCUUCUUUCGAAAACCAAUAAAAGUUAUAACUGGAA
Labrus mixtus (cuckoo wrasse) is the source of this 7043-nucleotide messenger RNA. It is a transcript of the gene sgip1a, whose product is annotated as SH3GL interacting endocytic adaptor 1a. The record is from RefSeq and is a predicted model, not a curated record. Gene Ontology annotation, biological process: clathrin coat assembly; clathrin-dependent endocytosis; synaptic vesicle endocytosis. Gene Ontology annotation, cellular component: clathrin-coated vesicle; plasma membrane; clathrin-coated pit. The transcript is spliced from 25 exons. Lineage: Eukaryota; Metazoa; Chordata; Actinopteri; Labriformes; Labridae. The coding region runs from base 464 to 3307 and encodes 947 amino acids.